AUGGACCGGUCUCAUGUUUAUAGUAGUUGUUUUUGGUUGGGUCUUCCUAGUAGAUUUUGUGUGGAACACUUUCCAAAAACGGUGUAUAAUAUGACUUUAGAGGAUGAAGAUGCCUCAGAGUAUGAUGUUGUUUACCUUGGUAGUAGAGGUGGCCUAAGUGGUGGCUGGAGAGCAUUUGCAUUGGAAAAUAAAUUGGAUGAUGGUGAUGCACUUGUUUUUGAAUUGGUUGAACCAACAAGGUUUAAGAUUUACAUUGUUAAAGCAUUUCCAAAUAUAGAUGAACAAGAAGAAGAAGAAAACAAUACUCUGGUGCAAGAAAUUAUGCACACAUCCAAAGUAACAAAAGUAUCCAAGACUUCCUCUAAUCGUGGAUCAAAAUCAAAGAAAACUAAAAUGCAAAAAUAUGUCACUGAAACGAAGUCAUCAGGGGUAAAUCCGAAUAAGAAACAUCACCUGUAA
This is a messenger RNA of Trifolium pratense (red clover), 459 nucleotides long. RefSeq names its product putative B3 domain-containing protein At5g58280. Gene Ontology annotation, molecular function: DNA binding. NCBI's taxonomy places the organism in Eukaryota, Viridiplantae, Streptophyta, Magnoliopsida, Fabales, Fabaceae. The transcript has a single exon. The coding region runs from base 1 to 459 and encodes 152 amino acids. The record is from RefSeq and is a predicted model, not a curated record.